CUAUAUCGCUGCCAAGUAGGCCUUCAGAGCCGUCUUUUUGCCUCUGUCAGUCUGAUGCUUGCUACUUAUAGAUUUUGAUUAUUGUCUGUGGUGACCCGUGAUAUAUUUUAUUGGCAAUGAAACAUCUUUAAAUUAGCUGGCAUACAAAAAAGAGGACUGAAAAAUCUACAUAAUGGAAAAAGUGCAGAAGUUGGUAAACAUAUUCGAAUUUGGGUCUGGCGAUGAUGGCGGAUUAACAUUGUCACUGGAUGCCUUGUCUAAAGUAUUGUGCCAACCAGCGAUCAAAGACAAACCACUUGCAGUCGUUGGUAUUGCAGGUGCACUUAGAACCGGAAAGUCUUUUCUGAUGUUAAUUUUGAUGCGAUAUCUUAAAAAUAAAGGAUGGAAGAAUUCGGCCUGGAUUGGAGACGAUGACAAAUGUGCAGAUGAUGGUAUUGAAUGGAGAAAAGGUACUAAAGCUCACACCAGGGGAAUAGUUCUGUGGAACGAAAUUUUUACCGUGGAGAAAAAUGGCGAAGAGAUUUCGAUAUUGCUGUUGGACACUCAGGGUCUUUUUGAUGACACUAUGUCAAAAGAAGAAAAUAUGAAAAUAUUUACAUUUACAGUUUUGAUGACAUCACAUCUCAUGCUGAAUAUCAAGUCCCAAAUAGAUGAACGAGAAUUGGAAUCAUUAGAGUUUUUCACUGAAUAUGCUAAAAGUGCAUCUGCUGAACCAGGAAGUGAAUGUCCUUUUCAGAAUCUUUUAUUUUUAAUCCGAGAUUGGCAAUAUUCAUAUGAAAAUGCCUAUGGAGAGAAAGGAGGACAAGAGUAUCUCAAAGUUAAAUUAGACCAAAAAGUUUCCAAAGCCGAGUUGAAUAGUGUCAGGCAAAAUUUGAAAUCCACAUUCCAGGACUUGAAAUGUUUUUUGAUGCCAUCGCCCGGCCCAUGUGUCUCUAAUGCAGAAUUUGAUGGCAAAAAUAAAGACAUGAAUGCAGACUUUCUUGAGAAUGUAAAAGGUCUUGCAGAAACACUGUUUGAACCAACUAACAUAAAGUUAAAAUCAUUCAAUCAGAAAUAUCUAACAGGGCAAGACCUUUGGUUUCUUCUUCAAUCUUGUAAUGAAACUUUCAUCAAUGGAAAGGUUCCUGAUGUUGGGAACAUGGUUUUGGCCUUUGCUAGGAUGAGGAAUAGAAUUGCCGUAACAGAAGCCUCGCGCAUAUUUGAAGAAACAUACAAGGAAGAAGAAUUCAGGCAUGCUAAAGAGUUGGAAAGAAAUCGUGAUGAGUUUUAUGAAAAAUCUCUAUAUGCGGCAAAACAACAUUUUGAAGAUCAAAGUAGAUUUGGUGGAGAAGAUCUAAGAAUUGAUUAUCAGGAGAUCUUGAUAUCGGAAUGUCAGGACCGGUUUCAUAUAUAUGCGAACUGGGAUGAUCUGAGAAAGAUCAAAGCACAAAAUUUUUCAUCACAAAAGAGUCAUGAAAUUCUGACUAGAUAUCGGGAAAAUAUGAAAAAGGACCUUGGUGCUGGUUAUAAUGAACCUGAUGUUUUCAAAAAGCAUCAUAAAAAAAAUCAAAUAGCUUUGUUGGAGGCUUACAGAAGUGAGACUGCAAAAUAUGCAUCCUAUAGUAAAGAACAUGAAUUGCUACUGAUAGAGAGCAUCAACCACUCUAAAGAGAAGUUUGAACAAAUGAAUGAUGAUUUAGGUUUCAUUAUGGCUUUAGGAAGUCAAGUUCCAUCCGACCGUCAACCGGAAGAUAUUUUGCCUGAAGAACAACAGGAUCUUGUUAGACAAUAUGAAGCUUGUCUUCUGUUUUAUGAAUUAUCACUCCAAUACAAAGAGGAAUUUGAAAAAUUCUCUGUCCUGUAUGUUGCCGAAGAUGAUUUAAAGAAACAACUAAAUGAGAUGAAAAAUGCAUAUUAUAAGUUGUUUGAAGAUAGGUGGCCCAGACAUGGGGCAAACAUUGCAGCGUUCCGAGAUAGAUUUCUGAAGUUACUGAAUGAAGAAUAUCAAGAUUGCUUAGAUUUGAACGCAAGGAACAAGGAUGUUUUUGAAAAUAUAAUACAGGAAUCAAAAACAAAAAUGAAAGCACAAUAUUGUGAAACAAUGGAUGGGAUACUCCAUGAGGAUUAUUGUGACCCCCAAGAUCUCCAGAAUAUACAUGAAGAAAUAACACAAAGACUGGAAAUAAACUUAAAAGAAGAAAUACAAGAAAUAGAUAGUGGAGAUCGGGCCGAUGUGCUGAAUCAGUGUCUAGAAGAACUAGGCAAAGAGUUUGAGGUGUUCAAAAAAAGAAACCAGAAGCGUUCCCAACAGAAACCCAAAUUAGAUUGGAACACCAUUAAGGAAAAAUUCAAGAUGGCACUGAAAAUUGUUGUUGCCGCAUUGCCGAUCAUAAAAAAACUUUGGACAGUCAUAAAGCCAGUGACAAAAGUUGUUCCGGCCAUAGCUGUACUCGAGGCAUCAAUGGCAGCACUGACAAUAUCGUUACCUUCACUGGCAAUAGGAGCUACUAUUGGUGUCGUAGGUGCUCUCACCGCUUAUUGUGUGUAUAAAUAUUAUGAUCAAGAAAAGAAAUCAAUAAAUUGAAUACGACACUGGCAGAUUUUAUCAAGACUACAUUAUAAAAUGACUUAAAAAAAAAAGAAAAAAGUGAAUAAACGUAUUUUUUCGUAGAAGAUAAAAGCGAAUGGACCGGUGAUUCUAGCUAAGCAAACGAAUUGAAUCUGAUAACCUUUAAGUUUCCUAAAUCAUGUCCGAUCAUCUCUGUGCUCGAUUUAUAUAAACCAACUCAACUAUAAUCAAAUACAGGAUCCUAUUGCGUAAAAUGAGUGAGCUUAAACAACUGAUUUUGCUGGACAAUAGUUACCUAUAUUUACCGUUAAAUCAAAAUUGUGUAUCUUCUUACUUGGAUCAUUUUAGUUCACUCGUUAUUCUGUGUUUGGUAUUUUAAAAUGCAUUCAUUUUAAGCAAUAUUAUUCGAGUUCGAGGUGUAUUGAAUGGAUAAAAUUUUUACAUCAAUCCGGGUUAGAGGAAAGCCUGUAUCAACUAAAUAGCUGAACAAACGACCCUUUCUCUCGAAAUCUGUUGUCCACAUCAAUACCUAGGCCUCAAGGCGUUUCUUGUACAACGCUAUCUAUCCAUUUGCCAACUGACUUUGAUUUUUUGUUUAUUGUGGCAUGUAGUAAUGGCCAUAUUGUAGUUGUGUCGUCGAAAUCAAAUUUCCUAAGUUGACCGCAAGAAUCAAAAUUUGGGGAAAAAUCUUAAUCCUAAUAGUACAAAAAGCGAAAAAAAUGUAAAUAAACUGACAAUCAAAUUGCUGUUUGAUUGAUCUAGCUAGAUUCUAGAAUCAUGUAGCGUUGUUAUGUUAUUCUUAGCCCAUCAACACUUUCUGAGUAGGUCAAAUUCACAUACAGUCUUUACGUAAAAUUGUCGAAUAAAACCACUGAAUGCUA
This is a messenger RNA of Styela clava, 3429 nucleotides long. RefSeq names its product atlastin-1-like. NCBI's taxonomy places the organism in Eukaryota, Metazoa, Chordata, Ascidiacea, Stolidobranchia, Styelidae. The record is from RefSeq and is a predicted model, not a curated record. Gene Ontology annotation, molecular function: GTP binding; GTPase activity.